AUGUAUGCUCCCAAGGUUGGCGACUCAAUCGAUACUCUGGACACACCGUCCAUGAUUGCCGAUCUCGAUCUUGUCGAAGCCAACAUCGAGAAAUUAAUGGGAAGGCUCAUCCCAACUGGUCUCGAUAUUCGCCCGCAUCUCAAGACAACAAAGAGCGCGAAGCUGGCGCAUAGAUUGGUCAAGGCAGGGGCAAAGGGUGGCUGCGUGGCCAAAGUGAGCGAAGCAGAAGCCAUUGCAGACGCCGGAUUUGAUGACUUGUUCAUCACAUGCGAGGUUAUCGGUCCCGCCAAAGUCAAAAGGCUAGUGGACUUGUAUCGCAAGUAUCAGAAGAUCAGGAUCGUCGUGGACAGCAAUGUCGGAGCGACGGCAAUCAACGAUGCGUUGGCCAAGUCCGGCAUUGCCCAACCGAUCUCCGUCCUGAUUGACCUUGAUGUCGGGCUCCACCGCACCGGUGUUCUUCCUGGGGAGCCUGCCCUGAAUCUGGCACAGCAUAUCGGAGGCCUAAAGCAUUUGAAGCUCAUUGGCCUCCACGGCUACGAGGGCCAUCUUCAGCAUUUACACGAUUACGAAGAUCGGAAAAGCCAAUGUCUCGAGUCCAUGGCGACCCUCACGAACACCGCAGAUGUGCUGCGGAAAGCGGGCUUCAACAUUGAAGUGGUAACCACUGGAGGAACUGGAACGGCAGAAUUCUGUGCGACAGUCCCUGGUGUGACGGAGCUUCAGCCUGGGUCUUUUAUCUUUAUGGACACGGACUAUCGGAAUGCGGUUGGCACAUUCUACUCCAACAGCUUGACGAUUCUUUCGACGGUCCUGAGUCAACAGGGUCCAAAUUCUGUGACUAUUGAUAGCGGUUUGAAGUCAUUGACUACGGACAGCGGCUUGGCUGAAUGCAAGGAUCCGAGAUACUCCUAUGGUGUCCUUGGUGAUGAGCAUGGCUCACUCAGCUGGGAGGAAGGGACUCCAGCGCUUUCGGUCGGAGAUCGCGUGGAGAUGGUACCGAGUCAUAUUGACCCAACGGUCAACUUGCACGAUGUUUACUUUGCCCAUCGUGGGGGCAUCAUUGAAGAAAUUUGGCCGGUGGACUCCCGAGGCAAGGUUCAGUAG
This is a messenger RNA of Penicillium olsonii, 1104 nucleotides long. Lineage: Eukaryota; Fungi; Ascomycota; Eurotiomycetes; Eurotiales; Aspergillaceae. The record is from the annotation of a GenBank genome assembly.